ACCCUCUUCAAAACCCCUUCAGUCCCCUCCGCUCGCGCUCAGAGAGGACAAAACUAUGUCGUAUAUACCUUCUUAUUUCCUAGUUAAUUUUUGAGCGACUUCAGCAAUUUCCGGAACAAUAAACUUUUGCAGUAAAAUAGAUUCGACUAAUCUUUUAUCUGCACUAUUAAUUCCUUUUUUUUAUUUUGCUUGCAAUAGAAUUUUCUUUUUCAUACUUUUCCAAGUAAAUGGCAACGAGGGUUGUUCUCAGAUUGAUCAAAGAAGCUGUUUCCAGCAAUGGUAGAAGCAAGCCAAACUUUGAUUUUGCUAAGCGACGUCGUUUCUGCACCUCCACUCCUCCUCCACCUCCACCACCACCGCCGGCUCGUAAAAUCCCUUAUUCUUCCAAAAAAGGGAGAUUAUUUACUGGAGCUACUAUUGCUCUACUUAUUGGUGGAGGUGCCUAUGCGAGUACAGUGGACGAAGCUACUUUCUGUGGCUGGCUUUUCUCUGCAACAAAACUUGUAAAUCCAUUUUUUGCCUUCCUGGACCCAGAGGUUGCCCACAGACUAGCUGUCUCGGCCGCGGCUCGUGGAUGGGUUCCAAGGGAGAAAAGGCCAGAUCCAUCCAUAUUGGGCCAAGAAGUGUGGGGGAAGCGAUUCUCCAAUCCUAUUGGUCUCUCUGCUGGUUUUGACAAGAAUGCUGAGGCUGUUGAAGGUUUACUUGGACUUGGUUUUGGUUUUGUGGAGGUUGGCUCUGUAACUCCUGUUCCCCAGGAAGGCAAUCCUAAGCCUCGUAUAUUCAGAUUGCCUAAGGAAGGUGCAAUUAUUAAUAGGUGUGGCUUUAAUAGCGAGGGAAUUGUUGCUGUUGCGAAGAGAUUGGGAGCUCAGCAUGGGAAGAGGAAAUUGGAAACAUCAAACACUUCAUCUUCUACUGAAGAUGAUGUAAACCAUGGAGGCAAAGCUGGUCCUGGAAUUCUUGGGGUCAACAUUGGAAAGAAUAAGACCAGUGAAGAUGCUGCGGCAGAUUACGUUCAAGGUGUCCAUACAUUGUCCCAGUAUGCUGAUUACUUGGUGAUUAAUAUAUCAUCCCCAAACACUCCUGGACUCCGCCAACUGCAGGGAAGGAAACAGUUGAAGGACCUUGUUAAGAAGGUUCAAGCUGCUCGUGAUGAAAUGCAAUGGGGUGAGGAAGGGCCACCCCCAUUGCUAGUGAAAAUUGCACCAGAUCUUUCCAGACAAGAUCUAGAAGAUAUUGCAGCGGUUGCUCUUGCUCUCCGCUUGGAUGGAUUGAUUAUAUCAAAUACAACAGUUCAAAGACCUGAUCCUGUGAAUAAGAACCCUGUGGCACAAGAAUCCGGUGGCUUGAGCGGGAAACCACUCUUUAACUUAUCCACUAAUAUCCUGAAGGAGAUGUAUAUUCUAACAAAGGGGAAGAUUCCUUUAAUUGGCUGUGGAGGGAUUGGCAGUGGUGAGGAUGCAUAUGAGAAAAUUCGAGCAGGCGCAUCUCUUGUUCAGCUUUAUACAGCUUUUGCAUAUGGUGGACCUGCACUUAUACCUCAAAUGAAGGCUGAACUUGCUCAAUGCUUGGAAAGAGAUGGUUACAAUUCUAUCUAUGAGGCUGUUGGCGCAGAUUGUAGAUAGUUUUCUUGUAACUUACCCAGUUACACAUGCCACAGAGAGUCAAGCUACCUCUUCCUGGAAGACCCUUGGUGCUUUUUAAUUCAAGGGGAGGAUAUUUGACAGCACGGUCAUCCUGAUUCGUAUAGAAGAGACCUUUAGCAGUGGCUAGAAUUUUGCUGCUGAGCGAGACAUCAAGAAGGCAUUUUCAUUUGUCAGAAUUCUUAUUAUACCGAUAAAACAGGAAAUCUUUCUUACAAACCAAAGUGAUUGCCAGCAUUGCUUUGACAAUUUUGAUUAGGUUCUAGUUACGUUUUCAAUGCUAAAGCAUUUUUUUUCCCACAGAUAGGGGCUGUUAGGCUUGUGUCGGGGGUUUUGAGUGUUUAUUUUUACUUUUAUUAUUAUUUUGGGACCUCUCCUUGGCAGCUGCUGUAAACCUUUAUUUAUUUUUAUUUUUAUUUUUUUUGGCUAUUUUGUAUUCUGGAAGAGAAUAAAAUGUUGUUCACCUUAUCUCAUUAAAAGUAAAUGGAUGAAAUCCUGUCUUUGAAGCUUCUUUUCUA
Messenger RNA from Coffea eugenioides, 2158 nucleotides. RefSeq names its product dihydroorotate dehydrogenase (quinone), mitochondrial. The record is from RefSeq and is a predicted model, not a curated record. Gene Ontology annotation, cellular component: mitochondrial inner membrane; cytoplasm. Bases 228 to 1622 code for a protein of 464 amino acids. Gene Ontology annotation, biological process: 'de novo' pyrimidine nucleobase biosynthetic process; pyrimidine ribonucleotide biosynthetic process. NCBI's taxonomy places the organism in Eukaryota, Viridiplantae, Streptophyta, Magnoliopsida, Gentianales, Rubiaceae. The transcript is spliced from 12 exons. Gene Ontology annotation, molecular function: dihydroorotate dehydrogenase activity.